Messenger RNA from Penicillium samsonianum, 1832 nucleotides. RefSeq lists its product as uncharacterized. The coding region runs from base 1 to 1278 and encodes 425 amino acids. The transcript has 2 exons. The record is from RefSeq and is a predicted model, not a curated record. NCBI's taxonomy places the organism in Eukaryota, Fungi, Ascomycota, Eurotiomycetes, Eurotiales, Aspergillaceae.
AUGACGACCGGACGCAAGGUCUUCCGCUGUGCCGUGGACGAGACGGCCCUGUCCACCAAUAUUAGCGAAAUCAAGAAAUGGACUACUAAUGGUGCUAUCGAUCUCGUGGUUCCUCUUUACACACUUGAACGACUCCAUGCGCUGAAGCGAGCGGGAUCACAGGUCGCCAUCAACGCCCGCGAAGCAGUCCGCUUUCUUGACCGGGUCACUUCCGGCAAAGAUCACAUCGCCGCCGACCGAGUUCUCCUCCAGGGCCCCAUGGAGCAAUAUGAGCGCUGGGAAGAGGCCGAGAAAUUCUUCCUGCCGGAAUUCGAAGAGGAGCCCGAGGUAAUUGACGAGGCAGUUACCGAUGACGAGCCAGAGAUCGAGCCCAGCACCGAUGAUACUUUGGCCAAGAACGAGUCGGAUGAUCUGUCGCAGAUGCUCUUGUCCAAGCUGAACUUCAAGAAGGACCCGGAGGCUGUGUCUAUCACCUCCGUCGGCACCCCCAGUGGACCUGGAUCGCGCACAUCCUCUCGCAGCUCCCGCACCAGCCCAGAGUGUGCCCAGCAUGAGUCCAGCAAUGGAACAACAAAGAACGAGAAGAAGAACAAGUCUUCUAACCAUCAGCGCACCAUCUCCGGAUCCGUCAUCCCGACCGCACCGCCCGCUCUGCGCCCAUUGCUGAGCGCCCUGCUCUGGCGGUUGCAUACUGGCCCCGAUGCCGAGAACUCUGCUAAGACCUGCAUUCUCAUUUCCAAUGACCGCGCGACCCAGGUUUGGGCUCAGAAGUUUGGCAUUGGUGUCAAGAACAUUCUGCAGCUACGUACCGCUAUCCAGUACGAGGAGCGCGAGUACAAAAACCGCUGCAAAUACGUCGAGAAAACUCAGACCCAACCCGCCGAGCCGAAGACAUUGUUGUCCUACGAGGAAGAGAGCGACGAAGAUGAGCUAGUGUUCGUCCCUCGCGGUCGUGGAAAAGGAACUCCCCGAGGUGCUUCGCGUGGUGGGGGUCAGCGCAAGGCUGCUCCUAAGGCUGCGCCACCCCCUGCUGAGCCUACUGCCACCGUGGAAGUUCCUACCAAGCCCAUCGACCCGGACUCUUUCAGCCGGUCUCUGGGCGGAGCAACCAAGACACCCACUGUAGACUUGAGCAACCAAAAGGGUGCCGCCGGUGCCAUCGGUGGCUCUCGCGGUAAUGCUGGAGCCUCUCGCCGCUCAUCCAAUGGUCGCCGUGGUGGAUCUUCGCGCGGCGCGCGAGGCAAUGGUCGUGGCCGUGGUAAGCUCUGGGUUCCUUGAUUAACACGAGCAGAACGGUCUACUCCAAAUCAUCUCAUUGAUGACAGUAGACUGGAAUGUUUUGUGAACCAAUGCAUCCAGAACCGGACAGGGGUGUCUCUUUUCUCUUUGCUGGACUGAAAUAACCCCCCAACUACAGGGAUCUGGAUCUGAAUCUGUCUUGCUGUGAUUGCCUGCAGAGUGUGUUUUUCCCUCUUCCCCCGGCAUAAACGAUCCCAGAACCCCGGCCUGAUUCGAAUCUCGGACACGAAAGGACAUGAAUCCCAUGGUGGAUUCGACCCGCGGCUGUGAUGCGCUGCUUGGAUAUGUCUACUUCGGAAAACCUGUGCCCCCCCCUUUUUCCCCUUUCACCCUUUCCUUAGGAGACGGAGAUGGGAGAUCGUCAAAUUGCGGAGACGUUGAGACGGUUGCUAUUUUGCUUUUUUUUUUGCGCUGGGAGUUGGUAUGAUAGUGGAUUGUAUUUUUUUUGUUUUAUGAUCUACUACCAUCCCAGUUAUUCCAGAUUAUCCCAGAUUAUCCCAGUGAAUUCCAUUAUUCUUGAUGUUUUCCCCUUU